Messenger RNA from Python bivittatus (Burmese python), 6191 nucleotides. RefSeq names its product karyopherin subunit alpha 3 (gene KPNA3). NCBI's taxonomy places the organism in Eukaryota, Metazoa, Chordata, Lepidosauria, Squamata, Pythonidae. Gene Ontology annotation, cellular component: cytoplasm. Gene Ontology annotation, biological process: protein import into nucleus. The record is from RefSeq and is a predicted model, not a curated record. Gene Ontology annotation, molecular function: nuclear import signal receptor activity; protein binding.
GGCCUGGAGAACCACCGCUUCAAGAGCUUCAAGAAUAAGGGCCGCGACGUGGAGACCAUGCGAAGACAUAGAAAUGAAGUGACAAUUGAACUUAGAAAAAACAAAAGAGAUGAACAUCUUUUGAAAAAAAGAAAUGUGCCCCAAGAAGAAAGUUUAGAAGAUUCAGAUGUUGAUGCUGACUUCAAAGCACAAAAUGUUACACUAGAAACUAUAUUACAGAAUGCUACUAGUGAUAAUCCUAUUAUCCAGCUAAGUGCUGUUCAAGCUGCAAGAAAACUAUUAUCAAGUGAUAGAAAUCCUCCUAUUGAUGACUUAAUAAAAUCUGGAAUUUUACCAAUAUUGGUUAAAUGUCUAGAAAGGGAUGACAAUCCUUCCUUACAGUUUGAAGCUGCUUGGGCCUUGACUAACAUAGCAUCAGGCACUUCUUUACAGACUCAAGCUGUUGUACAGUCUAAUGCAGUACCUCUCUUCUUAAGAUUGCUCCAUUCACCACAUCAAAAUGUUUGUGAACAAGCUGUUUGGGCCCUUGGGAAUAUUAUUGGUGAUGGUCCUCAGUGUAGAGAUUAUGUCAUAUCACUGGGAGUUGUCAAACCUCUUCUAUCCUUCAUCAACCCCUCCAUUCCCAUCACUUUUCUCCGGAACGUCACAUGGGUCAUUGUAAAUCUCUGCAGGAAUAAGGAUCCCCCACCACCUAUGGAGACAGUUCAGGAGAUUUUACCAGCCUUGUGUGUUCUGAUAUACCAUACAGAUAUAAAUAUUCUUGUGGACACUGUUUGGGCUUUGUCCUAUCUCACAGAUGGUGGGAAUGAGCAAAUACAGAUGGUGAUAGAUUCAGGGGUAGUACCUUUUUUGGUCCCCUUGCUGAGCCACCAGGAAGUAAAAGUUCAGACUGCAGCACUGAGAGCAGUUGGCAAUAUAGUAACGGGUACUGAUGAACAGACACAAGUUGUGCUCAACUGUGAUGUCCUCUCCCAUUUCCCAAAUCUUUUGACACAUCCUAAAGAGAAGAUAAAUAAGGAAGCUGUAUGGUUCCUGUCCAAUAUUACUGCAGGAAAUCAGCAACAAGUUCAAGCAGUAAUUGAUGCUGGACUUAUCCCUAUGAUAAUUCACCAACUGGCUAAGGGUGACUUUGGCACUCAGAAGGAAGCUGCCUGGGCAAUUAGCAACUUAACGAUAAGUGGUAGAAAAGAUCAGGUUGAAUAUCUUGUACAGCAGAAUGUAAUCCCACCAUUCUGUAACUUGCUGUCAGUGAAAGAUUCUCAAGUAGUGCAGGUGGUUCUGGAUGGCCUGAAAAAUAUCCUAAUAAUGGCUGGUGAUGAAGCAAGCACAAUAGCAGAAAUUAUAGAAGAAAGUGGAGGUUUAGAAAAAAUAGAAGCACUGCAACAACACGAGAAUGAAGAUAUUUAUAAACUAGCAUUUGAGAUAAUAGAUCAGUAUUUCUCUGGUGAUGAUAUUGAUGAGGACCCCAGCCUCAUUCCUGAAGCAACGCAAGGAGGUACUUACAAUUUUGAUCCAACAGCCAAUCUUCAAACAAAAGAAUUUAAUUUUUAAGUUCAGGACAAUGCAGCUUGUCUACCCUGCACCAGUAAAAUAUACAACCAGAUGUCUACCAUUGGAAAAACAGGCUCCAAGCACAUGCCCCUUUGUCUGAUGCUUCUAAAAGCAAGUUGUAUAUCAGUCACAUUGCAGUUGCCAAAAGUACCUGUCACAUGGACUGUAAAUGCAUAUGCAUGAUCUCGUACACUGUUCAAUUUUUUUAACAGUCUCUGCUACCUUUCCCCUGACUUUUUUUUCCUUUUCCCCUGAGGCCACAAGCUGAUAACUGCAGUCUACAGUUUUAAGAAUAUCUUUUUGUGGUGGCACAUUGGCUUCCCACACAAGAAUAGCUUUCUUUGGAAAAUAGCGUGUUGUGGAUCAAGACUCUUUAGUAUGAUUUUGGAAGACUUCUGAGAGGCCCAGUCUAUUUUAAUUUUUUUGAGCCUCAACUGUUGUCCUCUACAAACAUAUUUUCAUAUAUUUAAUGUGGAAGAAUAAAUAAAGGAAAAGCAAGUCAAAUUAUUUUCAUUGGUGAAACUGACAUUAAAAAAAAACUUCUUAAAAACUUGGUAAUUAAUUGGUUUAAAAACAGACUACAUAUAUCAGUAAUUGUGUUCAUUACUGCCUUAGAAGCUUGGGCUUGAAGAAUGAACGUUGUAUUUGGACUAAUAAAAGGUGACCAUUAUACCUAAUUUCUGAGAACAGCAAGCUGUACUUGACCACUCUUCAGCCUGUGUGUUCCUGCUUUUUUUGAAAUUAUGAAAUGCUGUGCAUGGUAUUUUACCUGAGCUACCACCUGUUAUGGACUUGAACUUUUUGUUUUAAGCUGAAAGCAAGAGUCCAGCAUUAAAGAAACAAAGCUAUUCCAAAUCAGCAUUGGUUGACAAGAAUCUUGCUUUCAUCUUUCAGUAGUCAAUAUAUUUUGGGUUUAAAUUUAUAACUGAAUAAUGUUGAUUUAUAUUGGUUUAAACUGUGGAGCUUUCAUGUUUACUGUAAUUUAGUCUUAAACUAUUUUUUUACUUACCAGUGCUUACGAUGAUGUGGUUGGCAACAAACUAGCAACUAUUUUAGAAGCACCAUAAUAGCUUCUUUUUGGAGUAUUGGAAGAGUUAUAGAAAAAUAGUCUAUAAACUUAUUCAUAUAGUUAAAAUACAUACUAGUUGUGUGAGGCUUUGUGGAAGCUGCUAUUAUUCAGCAUAAGCAUAAAUGUGCAGCUCACAAUGAAUACAUUUACUUGAGCUGGUAACUUGGGAGUAAUGGGGAAACUAUCCAUCCUGGCUCUUCAGAGGAUUUAGGAUUGCUGUGGGUAAACAUGAAAUUUAAACUGUGUAAGCUAUCAGACAAACUGAUAUUGUUGCUGUUGUUCACUGGAUGUACUUUCCUCCCAAUGCCUUGAUGUGAAGGGAUACAAAACGUAAAAGUAAUGUAGUUAUUGGAUGUGGGUUGUAUUUACUGUGAUGAAGAUACGGACAGAUGCCAUGAAGAAAGCUUUGUUGAUCAGCUGUUUUUCCACAAUUAAGCAAGACAUUGCAGGUGUUCAUUCUUUUACUAUAUCUGCCAAGGUAGAGCCACUUUAAAGAGUGAUCUUGUAUCGCGAAGGAUACAAGUAUGUGUUUUAAAGUGCAAGAUUUUUACUUGCUAGAUAAUCUGUUUUAAUACAGUGUUUUGGCCUCUAUUUAUAGAUUUUAUAAAUUUUAAAAACAGUUUCUCUUUAAGGUGGCUCAGACUUUUCAACUCCUGUGCACAUAACAUUGAGUUGAAGUUCAUUGUGCCUUUUUUCUUUACCCAGACAUUAAGUUAAUUUGGUAACUGUAUCCUAUUAACAUUAUAGUCUAAAAUUCUGAAAUUGUGCUGUUUUUGCUGAAAACUAAGUAAAAAGAAAAUCAAAAUUAGAUUUUGUCAGUUUUGGGAACUUCAAAGCAGGUAUGCAGUUAAUAAUGUGAACAAAUCUCCCUCUUUGUAAACAGUAUCAGUAUGCCUAUAUUCUUUUGUCUUAGAUACUUCACUCAAAAUAAGACUGAUGAUUUUUCACUACUGUGAAGAAUGAUUUUUUUUUCUUGCACUCAGUGCAUCAACUUAGAGAUAAACAUAGGAAAAUCAGUUUAGAACAAUAACUUGCCUUUCUCUCAGUUCAUUAUCACCUUAAUAGCUCUUGAUAGAGAUUCAACCAUUUUGUAUUUUAUAAAAGGGAUGAAGGCCUGGAUUUAAUUAUCCUGCUGCACAAGAGCAGAAGUUACUUGAAACUGUGUUGAGAGAAUUGCUGUUUUUUUUUUUCUCAUCUGUUCUUCUCUCCCCCCUCCUUCCAUCUACAGUCCCCAGAAAGUGGUGCUAGAGGGGCAGGAGACCCUCCAAAGCUGCUUUUGAUAGGAGAUGUAGAUAGUGGGAAUUGGCAAUACAAUCUCUAACCCCAUAUGUGAGUUUCUUCCAUUUAUGCCAUGGAAUGGGGUCUUUAUAUUCAAGCUAAAGUAUAUUGCUGCACUUUUAAGUUUUCAGAAGUGUUUUAAAAUUGUAUUGUGUUUAUUAUUUUUUUAACUCUCAGUUAAUAGAGUAAAUUGUUCCUUCAAAAGAGGCAUCUAAAUGUGUUCUUAAUUUUGUAUAUGGGCUUAGGUUUUAUAACCAAUAAAAAGCUGCUAUCAAAUAUUAUAAAUAUGUAAGAUCUUAUUUUGAAAACAGUGAAAAUUCAUCACUGUUUAGUUUGGGAAGGGUUCCAUUUCUUUGAUCGUAUUUGAGUUAGAAGAUGCCUUCAGUGACCUAAUAACAACCUCUAAGUUUUUAAAAAAACAACUACUAUUUGAAGGGUAUCACAAUAUAAAAUGAGCAUUAGUUUUGAAUAUUCCUCACAAAAAAAGCUUCAUAUUUGAUCCAGAUCUUUGCUCAGUGCCUUCUUAAGAUUAUGAGUCUGUUGAUCCUGAUAAAACUUACGUUUUUAGAUGUAUUAUCAAAUUACUUUACCCUCAGGGUUUGUUUUACAAUAAGAUGACAACAGCAGAUAUGUUUUCUUAAAAUUUUACCUAUAUUAAUGUUUUUAUUUUGCCCAACAAGUCUAUAAGUGAUGGUAAGAUUUAAAUUUACUUGAAUUUACUCUCAGUGCUUUACAUGAAGUGGAAGACAGAGAACCAUUUUCUAAACAUCAGCUUUGCUUGAACAAAAAUUAUUAGAAUAGUGCUACUGUAAUAAUAGUGUUUAAUAACGUUUGAAUGAUUGCAGAGAUUUGUAUAUCACCCUGUCUCAAGACUCUAGGUAGUUUUAGUAGAUAUAAAACAUACAAUAAAAUCAAUUCCAGAUAAAAAAUAUGCUAAUUACAACAACCAAAAUGUUAGAUAUAAAUAUGAAACCAGCUGUCAGAAAGCUCAAGCACCCACCAGAAUAACUGCUUUACUCAUUUUCCUAAAACUCAAAAGAGUGCUGACAGUAACAGAGAAGGCCUGUAUGCAGGCUCUUGUUCUCCUCUCCUCACCUCACCUCACCUCACCUCGGGAGGGAACUUAGAACAUUCUCCCAGGAAGACCACACCAGAUCGGCAGAUUCUAUUCAGAAGGGAUGGUCCUGAAAGUAAAAAUUACUGAAGCCAUGUAUACAUUAAUACCAGAAGUUUGACUUGAACUCAGAAACUUCUUGGCAACCAGUGUAGGGUCUACAAACAGGUAUCAUAUUGCUAAAGGAACUUUCAUCCACCGGUAAGGGGCCAGUUGCAGCCUCAGAGUGCAUUGUAAUAGUCUAAUCUCAAAGUCAUUUAUGGCCCUCUGGAAACAUACAAUAUCUGCAGUGGUUAAGAGUGACAGCCUAUUUCUUAAAAAGCCCAUUGCCUUGGAUUUUUAAGAAGUAUUUUUCUGGUGAAGUUGAACUGUUGGUUUCAUGCGCCAGAGAGAAACUACAGUAUGGCCUUAGGACUGCAGUGCAUAAAUGCUUGGGCCAGUGGUAGUGCCUUGUGUUGCCAAAAAAACUCUGCUUCACUUUCCUGCAUGUUUGAUACUUAUAAAACAAAGGGUUACCUCUAGAACAUGUUAAACAAAGAAAUGGCUGAACAGUAAUUUAGCUAAGGCUGAACCUCAUGGUUCAAAAUUCAGCCUUCAGGGAGCCUCCAAUUGACCCAAGAGUAAUGGGGAAAUGGUAAAAAGCCUGCUGUUAAUACUUUGGCUGAUGUGGGCAUGCCAGGACCCAGUGGAGGUUGCCACAGCAUCUUUUUUAUUAUUUUUACUCUUAAAAUGCAUUGCGGUUUUCUGCCAGAGAAUGUUUAUUUCCAUGCUGAUUCAAGAUUGUGUAGAGUCUUCUUUCCCAAAAGACCAUUGAGAACAGAAUUUAAAACUAUCUAGCUGUACCACAGAGCUGGAAAAAAGGUAAGGAGGCUUAUAUAUACCUAAAAAUACAACUGCUAAGAACUCUCUCCUCAGUAGGAAAAGUGAAAGAAGCAGCCAAAGAAUUCUCUCUCUAGUAAGCUGGUAGCUUUUCCGGAUUGAUUGUUGAGUCAACAUUGGCUCCUCUUGAUGCAUCAACCUAUGGCUUUCUGAUGAGAGAGUGGGGAAGGAGAGGUUCCCAGCUUGGAAAGGGAGUGGCUGGUUCUCUUUAUGGGGGGGAAUGUGUUUGUUUUAUAUAUGUUGUAAGGAGCCCUACAAAAAUAAAAUGCAAUAAACCUGGACAAGAAUCUCCAUAAGAAA